GGACGCUCUAAUCUCCUUAUCGAACGAACCUAAUACUCUAAUAUGAUUUUCACGAAUUGUACCGAGCAAGCAGACGAAUAGUUUUGUUAAUGGCCGUUCGGAUCACGCUGCUAUAACAUUAAAGCAGCCUCACUGGUGACAACCCCCCCCCCCCCCAAGAAGAAGAAGAACUUAUUAUUUCCAAUGUUUCAAUGGCUUCUAUAUAUUCUGUGGUGAAACUUUAUCUUUCGGUUAAUUGAUUCUUUUGUUUGUUACAUUACUUUUUCGCUGCAUAGAAAAAUUGAAAAAGUUUUUUUUUUGAGUUCAAGAUUCAAAUGCAAAUCAAUAAUGGACGUAAAAAAUAUUCAAAACCGUAGAGUAUGGGUUGGCCACUGUUUAGUAAUAUGCAUUCACUUUGUAGGAAUACUAUCUUUCAUACAUUUCAAUAAGUACUUUUAUAGCAUUGGAUUUUACAAGUACAUAUUAUUAUUAGCAACUGUAUUCCUUGCUGAUCUAUUAAAGUAUUUACUAGUAUAUUCUCAGCUGAAAUACAUUAGUGUUGAGAAAGAAAAAUUGAAUUACUUAGUGAAAGUGAAGAAGAGUAGUAAAAUUAUGAAGAAUACUCUUAAAUUUGUCUUAACUGCAGUUGGAAUAACCAUAGUUUAUCAUAUUGUUAUUGUACUAUUUGGUGCACCUCUUAUUGCUGACUAUGAAAAAACUUUUGUGCUUGCUGCCACUUUAACAAUGCUUACUCUGGUACCAGCAAGCUUAUACAUAGGAAUAAAUAACGUAAUUGACUUGUUAAUUGGCCAUCCUGCUCAAAUUGAAAGGUCUGUCAUAGAUGGUAUCAAAUUAAAUGUGAAGACUGUGUUAUUUGGUACCUGGAUCAGUACAUUUGUUCUGCCAUUGGACUGGGACCAGCCAUGGCAAGCUUGGCCUAUACCUUGCAUUAUCGGCGCAAUGCUUAGCUACUCUGCAGCUCAUUUUAUAGGUUUAAUGAAUAUUUUAAUAGUUAAAUUUAAAAGAAGAACUAGAAAAAUAACUUAAAAAAUUGUUGAAUUUAUUAUUAAAUUAUUCUUGAUAAAUUUGUUUGACUGUAUU
Messenger RNA from Copidosoma floridanum, 1080 nucleotides. RefSeq names its product phosphatidylinositol glycan anchor biosynthesis class F (gene PIG-F). The record is from RefSeq and is a predicted model, not a curated record. Gene Ontology annotation, biological process: GPI anchor biosynthetic process. NCBI's taxonomy places the organism in Eukaryota, Metazoa, Arthropoda, Insecta, Hymenoptera, Encyrtidae. Gene Ontology annotation, cellular component: endoplasmic reticulum membrane.